This is a messenger RNA of Talaromyces marneffei, 744 nucleotides long. RefSeq lists its product as uncharacterized. The coding region runs from base 1 to 744 and encodes 247 amino acids. The transcript is spliced from 3 exons. The record is from RefSeq and is a predicted model, not a curated record. NCBI's taxonomy places the organism in Eukaryota, Fungi, Ascomycota, Eurotiomycetes, Eurotiales, Trichocomaceae. Gene Ontology annotation, biological process: secondary metabolite biosynthetic process. Gene Ontology annotation, molecular function: FAD binding.
AUGCGGAUAUUGUCCCGUCUCCUCUCUCUCUUCCCCAUGCGUUACGUCGGUGAACGGACUGGAUGGGGAGACGGCAUGGAGGAGAUGGUUCACUUGAUUCCGGACGGGAUUGCGCAUUUCGAUGGGCCCCAAUGGACAUGUCUUGAUAUUCCCCGUCGACAAGGGCGAGACAUGAACCUCGUCGCUUUCAGCACAACCGCAGACGAAUGGGAGGACCAUGUGCGCUUGACCAAGCCCGCUCAUCAAAACGAUCUCCUGAAAGACUUUGAGGGCUUCGCACCCUACAUCCAGAAACUUCUGAAACUUACCAAGCCGGACUUGGACAUUUGGGUAAUCUUUGACCUAGGCGACCACACAGUCCUCACCUUCUCCAAAGGUCGCAUCUGCCUCGUCGGUGACGCCGCACACGCCACAAGCCCUCACCACGGCUCCGGCGCAGGUUCCUGUAUCGAAAGCAGUGCCAUCCUCGCUUCCAUGCUCGCAUCCGACAAGGUCUCUACCGUGGCCGACGUCCAGAAAAUCUUCGAGGUCUUUGAUGCCGUUCGUCAUGAACGGUGUCAGUUCCUUGUUCAAGGCAGUCGGUUCAGCGGUGACUGUUACGAAUGGCGCGCUCCUGGUAUCGGAAACGACUUCAAGAAGAUUGAGCAGGAAAUCAACAGGAGACAUGCCAUCAUUUCAGAUGUGGAGGUUGACAGGUUUGUUGAUGAGGCGAUGAAGGAGUUGAAUAAGGGACUUUCUGCUUAA